AUGGAGCGUUUGGAACCCGAAAAUAUCAUCCACGCCGACGAUUUUGACGACGGUGAUUCCGUUGUCUCGGCGCCACUGACAGAUUCUCUUGUAUCCCUAAGAUCGAGUAUCCUACAGCAUCAGCUUGAGAAUGGGCGAACCUACCACUCCAUGAGCGCUGGGAAAUACGCAUACCCCAACGACAAGAGCGAAAAUGAGCGCCUGGAAAUCCAGCAUAAUGUCUGGCUGUUGACGCUCCAAGGGUCUCUCGCCCUCUGUCCUUUUGGAGAGAAGGGCGCCAAGCGAGUUCUUGAUUUGGGCACUGGAACUGGGUGCUGGGCUAUCGAAUACGCCGACGCCUUUCCCGGAUCAGAGGUGAUUGGUGUGGAUCUUAGUCCAACGCAGCCGAGUCUCGUCCCCGUUAACUGCUCCUUUGAGAUAGAUGACCUAGAGAAGGAUUGGACCUGGACCAAGCUAUUUGACUUUGUCUUCAGUCGUGUCAUGGCUGGCAGCUUCCAAGACUAUGACUCCUAUAUCCAAAAAGCAUACAACUCUCUCGAACCAGGUGGUUGGUUUGAAAUGCAAGAUAUUGUCCUUCCUUACACAAGCGACGACGGUACACUCCCUCCCGACUCAGAGCUAUGCAAACUAGGCGACUACUUUUGCGAGACAAGCAGCCUUCUCGGUCGCCCUAUCGAUGUUCCACUCAAGUACAAGAGCCUGAUGAAGAAGGCCGGCUUCGUCGACAUCGUGGAGCGACAUUACAAGUGGCCACUGAGUGCCUGGCCCAAGGACCCCCACUACAAGGAACUAGGCGCGUGGACAUUUGCCAACUUGGACAGUGGCCUUGAGGGCUUGACGCUGGCCCUUUUCACGAGGGCGUUGAAGUGGAGCAAGGAGGAGACGAUGGUCUUUUGCGCCGAGGUGCGGAAACAGCUUCGAGAUCUUCGUAUUCACGCCUACCUCCCGGUCGUUGUUGUGUAUGGGAGGAAGCCCGAGUAG
Messenger RNA from Fusarium keratoplasticum, 981 nucleotides. RefSeq lists its product as uncharacterized. Gene Ontology annotation, molecular function: methyltransferase activity. NCBI's taxonomy places the organism in Eukaryota, Fungi, Ascomycota, Sordariomycetes, Hypocreales, Nectriaceae. The coding region runs from base 1 to 981 and encodes 326 amino acids. The transcript has 10 exons. The record is from RefSeq and is a predicted model, not a curated record.